Molecule: messenger RNA, 582 nt
Organism: Pochonia chlamydosporia 170
Lineage: Eukaryota; Fungi; Ascomycota; Sordariomycetes; Hypocreales; Clavicipitaceae
Product: TPR repeat protein
Exons: 2
Coding region: 1-582 (193 amino acids)
Biological process (GO): protein-FAD linkage; mitochondrial respiratory chain complex II assembly; tricarboxylic acid cycle
Cellular component (GO): mitochondrion
Source: RefSeq, a predicted model, not a curated record
AUGUCCUUCCUACGCACCGCCAUCCGGCGCUCUUCCCUCCUAACCCGGCACUCCUCCACAAAGGCUCACCCCGAACUAGCCGUCGGCGAACUCCAAGGCAUCAAAUUCCGCGUCGCCCCCAUCAAGCGAACCAACGAAACAGACGACACCAAGCGCGCGCGCCUCCUCUACCAAUCCCGCAAACGAGGAACCCUCGAAUCAGACCUCCUCCUCUCGACAUUCGCAAAAUCCCACCUGCAGAACAUGUCGGGCCCCCUCCUCGCGCAGUACGACUCGCUGCUCGACGAAAAUGACUGGGACAUAUACUACUGGGCUACGCAGCGCGAGCCCUCUGACUCGUAUACGUCUACGAAUCCGUCUGACGUGAGUGCGUCUACCGCAGGGGAUGCGUUUGUACGAGAGGAACCUCCAAAGGGGGAGUGGGCGCAGACAGUGGGUAAUUUUCGACCGGCGUAUCGGCCUGUGCCGGUGAGGUGGAGGGGCAGUGAGGUGUUGGAUAUGCUGAGGACGCAUGUUCGGAGUAGGAGUGCAGAGGGGGAGGGCGGUGGUAUGGCGUUUAUGCCAGCGUUGGAGGAUCGUUGA